AUGGUUUUCCUCGCAGAUUACCUUGAAGAAAGGUUUGAUCAACAACAUGCAGUGGCUUCAGAAUUAAUUGUCCCCAAGAAAAGGAAAUCAAAAGUCAAAAAGGAACAAACUUGUACUAAGACAAAAGCGGAGAAAGCCCGGCUUGGAUCAUAUGACAGGACAGAACCAAAAGAGCUUGAUGCCAUAAAACAUAUUAUUAGGCUAAGAGAAAAGCUCCAAUGGAAAACUCCAGUAUUGCCACAUAGUUUGAAAUACCGUCCUAAGAUUGCCCUUCAGAAGUACAGUCUAAAGGAACCUUUGAGAGAUGAUGGUGAAUUUGUAUACUGCCUUCCUAUGGAAAACACGAGAGGCAUCUUCAACGAGUAUGACCUUCAAGUAGUCUCUGCCCACAGAGCUAAAAAUUGCAAAGUAUUUUGGAUGGUCACCGCUUCAUUUGUCUCAAAGGUAAUAUCCAUGGCCUCACUAGUCAAAGACGUGGAACUCCUCUCUACCCUGGACUGGCUUUCAGAAAGACAUUACUUCUAUCUACUGCAGCAAUUUAAGAUAUUUUACAACUUCCGGAUGAAUAAAGCCUUUGUUACUUGGAAACUGAAUGUUAAAAGAAUUAAGACAGAGAAGAGCAGAUCGUACUUGUACGGCCACCUUUUCUGUGCUGACGAGCUAUUUCAAAGUUGCUUGCUUUAUGUAAGAGGCCUCUUUGAAGAUGCACUGAACCUCAAAAAGAACAAUGAAGACAACCCCUCCGCCGUAUGCCUUAUCAAGCUGGACACUUCCCGCACUUAUGCUCUGGACAAGUUUUGUGAAGAGCAGAUACAGCAAGCCACCCAGGCACUAGUACAACUCGAGGAGAUCAGGACUAAGGCAAUUGCGGAGAUAAAAAGCACAGUCCUAAAGGUUGCAGAAAAGAAAGAUAUCAAAGAAUACUUUGAGUCAAAACCAUCUGAAAUCGGCACAAUGCAUUUUAAACUGCCUCAGUAUCGGUUUUUAUUAGAAACAAAUUUGAAGUUUUUAAGGCUGAUUGAUUACCUGUUUCAAGAACUCAUUCGCCAGCUCAUGAACUCUGCAGUCAGCCAGCUUUUGGAAGUGUUCAUUGGUUCUGCAAGGGUGCCCUUUUCAAAGGAGAAGAAGAAUGAAAGUCUCAUGAGAGAAAGGAAGAUCUUUUCUAGAAAGAUAUCGAAUGAUGAUGGAGAAUUUAUUAAUCCAAGCUUACCUCCUCCUUCUGUUCAAAACUCAGAACCCAAACCAGACACUGAUGUUAAUGUGAUUUUAAACAGAGGGAAAGUGGAGAUGGACUUGAAAAGAACAUAUGCACCAAUAUUUGAAGUAAACCUAUGUUUGAGAAUUCUCUCUUCGGAUGAGUCUCCAGAGGACUCUGAAGAGAAGGCUCAGAAGUCUGACCAGACCCUUGACGAGUCUCUGACAUGUGAUGAUGACGAACUCUUCGAAAACAGACGAAGUUAUGUGAGAACUUCAAGUGAAGACCUGCUCUUGAAAUACAAUCAGCCGAGCAAGUUUGGCUCCCUCCUCCGACAGAUCCUUUCAGACACAGGACUCCAGACUGAGUCUGAGCGAGGGUACUUCUAUAAUAAAUCUUCUGAAUUCCCAACAAACCUCUUUAUACAUCCCAACAGACUGGACUUUUCAACACAAUUCCAAAAUGUGAUAGCAACUAUUGAAACAUAUAUAACCACAAUCGUUCCUCUUCACCAAGACCCUCGCCUGUCUACCAUUAUUGAAUUGGUUUCGGUUCCAGAUUUAUCUAAUGAGUCAGAAAGUAUAGUCAAAUAUAAGAAGCACAUUCGAUGGCCAGAUUACCAUAUCCUUUUUGAAACUGAUGCUGACUAUCAAAACAAAAUUGUGAGUCUGCUGACCAUUAUUGGUAAUUCAAUGGGCCUGGUUACCAAUUACAGCUGCAGUUUUCUAAAGUAUUGUUACAUGGUAGAAAAGGCCAAAGUCAUGAGUACGAAACUACCAUUUAUGGGGAUCUUAACAUCAACAGAGUUUAAAAGUAUAAUACAUAAGUUCAGAAGCUACCUAAAACAGAUUGUGACUAUGGAUAUUGAGAUGCGCCUUGGAAUUUUUUGCGUGAAAAGUUUGGAUUAUCAAUUAGCAUGCUUACCAUAUGUUGAUAACAUCAUAGAAAUGAGCUACGACCUGUUACGUUAUACAAUUGAGCAAAAAAACACGAAUCUAUUGGAAACCUUAGAUUCAUCACUGCACCAGCUGGCUUGUGAGCCUGCACAAGUAGAGGAAUUUGUGGACCAUUUUAAUUUUUUGGAAGAAAUCACUUCGAGUGUUUCUGAAUUAGAAAAAGACGUUUCCACAAUUUCUCAGCUGUAUUCUGUUGUGAGGGAUUACCAGAUCGAUAUUUCUGAAGAGCAGAAGGCCAUCUACAGAAUCCUUUUCAUGAAGUUUAAUCAUCUAAAAACAGCUAUGAAGUUAAUUGCCACAAAUAAAGAGGCCAUCCUAAAUAAAUUCAGGAACAGUUUGGAAACACAUAUUAUUGGCCUACGAGUAGAUGUCAGUAACCUAAAGGAUAAAAUAAGAAGUCCCAUCCUGCUGUGUGGCAGUACUCCAGUACCAAAAGCCAAAGACCUGGUCAAGUCUCUCACAGCGGAAGCGGCAAACUUGACUAACAAGGUGAAGACCUACGCAAGCUACCAGGACUAUUACGACGACUCCCAAUCCCACAUGCACUCCCUCAACAUGGAAGAGAUCACACAGAUUGUGUUGACUGAGAUCUCUGAGAUCGAGUGUGACCUGAUGCUGAGAAAACUCUUAUGGGACGCCCAAGAAGAGUGGGGCACCCUGUUCUGGGAGUGGAGGGGCUGCACUCUCCAAAGCAUAGAUAUGGACUUAGUGAGGAGCAACGUCUCCAAGUGGCUGCAUAUAAUCAUCGUCCUGGAAAAAGGUUUACCUAAAAGUGACAUGGUAGCACACCUCAAGCAGUCAGUGCUGGACUUCAAGCAAGAGCUUCCAAUCCUCACAGCGCUGGGAAACCCUUGUCUCAAGCCACGUCACUGGGAGGCUCUGCGGGAGAUAACCGGAAAGUCAGUUUCCCUCGAUAAAAAUCUCUCAGUAGAGAAACUUCUAGCACUCAAGAUGUUUCCGUAUGAAAGGAAAAUAAAUGAAAUAUCGGUCUCGGCAACAAACGAAGCCGCACUGGAGAAAAUGUUGUUUAAGGUCAUUGAGGUCUGGAACAAUUCUCCCCUGCAUUUGAUUUUCCAUCACACAGAGAGUUCCUCCAUCCUCAUCAUCGCCUCCAUCGACGACACAAUCACUCAGCUGGAAGACUCCCAGGCCAUCCUCGCCACAAUCAAAGGAUCUUCCUAUCUGAUGCCAAUUAAGAAUCUUGUGAAUGAAUGGCAUCAAAACUUAAGCCUCUUCUCUUACACCAUUGAGGAAUGGAUGAACUGUCAAAGAAAUUGGCUUUAUCUUGAACCAAUCUUUAAUUCUUUAGAAAUACAAAAACAGCUGGCAGCCGAAACAAAACUUUUCUCCCAGGUGCUCGUCAUGUGGAGAGAAAUAAUGUCGAGAGUACUGAACAAGCUAAAUGCUUUGCAUAUAACUAUCUCUACAGGAGUCAUCGACGUUCUGAAAAUUUGCAAUGCAAAUCUUGAAAAUAUAAAGAAAAGUCUGGAGGAUUACCUUGAAAUUAAAAGAAUGAUUUUCCCAAGAUUUUACUUUCUCAGCAAUGCUGAACUUCUUGACAUUCUAGCUGACAACAGGAAUCCCCACUCCGUGCAGCCUCAUCUCGUGAAAUGUUUUGAAAACAUAAAACACAUGCUACUAUGGAAACAAGAAGUUGGCCCUCCGGCUGUGAAGAUGCUCAUCUCUGCUGAAGGAGAAGGCCUUGUGCUACCCAAGAAAAUUCGUGUGAGAGCCGCUGUAGAGCAGUGGAUGGUGAAUGUUGAGAAGAGCAUGUACGACGUCCUGAAAAAAUUGGGUGCUUCUAUUAACAUGUGUUUCCCUCCCUUUAUUUUUCAGAGCCAGAUCAUGUUUAAUAGUUAUUGUAUGAAAGGUUUUAUGAGUUCUAAUCCAAGAGAAAAGCUAGAAGCAGCCCAUGCCCAUGUGCUGAGUCAAAUGGAAGACUUGACCGCCCUGGUCACCCUGAAUACUAGCAACUUUCGCGCAAAAGUCAUGCUAGCAGCAAUGCUGACCAUAUCUGUGUACUGCCGAGACAUCGUGACGGACCUGCUAGAUAAGAACAUCUCUAGCGCAGAGGACUUUGACUGGACGAGGCAUUUGCGAUAUAAAUGGGAUGAAAAGCAGAAGUUGUGUUACAUAUCUCAAGGAAACACCAAUUUUGUUUACGGCUAUGAGUACUUGGGCUGUGCACCAAGGCUGGUCAUCACACCCCUCACAGAGCGAUGCUGGCUGACUCUCACCACAGCGCUGUCCUUCAACCUAGGAGGCUGCAAUGCCGGGCCGGCAGGUGUAGGGAAAACUGAGACUAUUAAAGACCUGGCAAGAAGCUAUGGCAAACAUUGUGUGGUGUUCAACUGUUUUGAAGAUUUGGAUUAUAAGAUAAUGGGGAAAUUAUUCUUCGGGUUGGUGCAGUCGGGAGCUUGGUGCUGUUUCGAUGAGUUCAACAGGAUAGAUAUAGAAGUUCUCUCGGUCAUUGCCUCGCAGAUCCUAACCAUCAAGGUUGCAAAAGACAGCUACUCUGUGAGAUUCCUACUGGAUGGUAAAGAACUACGUAUCAAUAUGUCAUGUGCCAUGUUUGUCACCUUAAAUCCUGGAUAUAGAGGUCGAGUUGAGCUCCCAGGGAACUUAAAAUCUCUGUUUCGCCCGGUGGCAAUGAUGGUGCCCCACCACAAAAUGAUCACUGAAAUAAUUCUCUUCUCAUUUGGCUUCAAAUCUUCAAGAUCACUAUCAGGAAAGCUCGUUAACCUUUACGAUUUAGCCAGCAAGCAGCUGUCAAAGCAGGAGCAUUAUGAUUUUGGCAUGAAGACCUUGAAGACCGUUUUAAUAAUGGCAGAAAAGAAGAAACAGGAGUAUAAAUGCCUUUCGGAAGCAGACGAAUCUCUGAUCAUUAUUGAGGCAAUCCAAGAAGCUAGCUUAUCAAAGUUCCUUCCCGAAGACGCCCCACCUUUUGAAAAGAUCAUGGAAGAUACUUUCUCUGGAGUAACAGUUUCGAAAGUCCGUCACCUUGCCUUGGAGAAAGCAAUAUCUAUCGCAACAGAACAAUUAAACUUUCAACAUUGGCCUCCUCAGAAAGAGAAGAUCAUACAGUUGUACCAUCAGCUCCAGGCUUGUGUCGGUGUGAUACUAGUGGGCCCAACAGGUGGAGGGAAGACCACCGCCAGGAGGAUUUUAGAGAAAGCAUUAAUAAUCCUUCCUGUGGCAGCUAAUUUAUCAUUUAAAGAAAGGCAAUCUGAUUCAAAGCUUGUAGGAAGAAAAGGAAAAGUUGAUGUUUGUGUUUUGAAUCCAAAAUGUAUCACCCUUAGUGAACUAUAUGGACAGUUGAACAUUAAUACCAUGGAAUGGAGUGAUGGGUUAUUGUCAGCAGCAGUUCGAAAUUUUGUGCAUAUUAGCACUGCAGAAUACUCCAAGAACGACAGUGAUCUUGGACUAAUGUCAAGAAUUACAGAUUUGUCUAAUAUUUUCCAAGUUGGUGUCUCCACGGCAGCAGAUAUCGAUAACAAUGUUUUUAUGAAGGAAGUAGAAAAAGAUGUUAAAACUCCAGAAACUUAUAAUUUCGAUUGGCAGUGGAUUGUUUUAGAUGGCCCAGUCGACACUUUAUGGAUAGAAAAUCUAAACACUGUCCUCGAUGAAAAUAGAACGUUGUGCCUGGCCAACAGCGAAAGGAUGGCCCUGACUAACAAAAUCCGAGUGAUUUUUGAAGUGGACUCUAUCUUUAAUGCCACGCCUUCCAUUGUCACCCGGUGUGCAGUGGUGUACAUGGACCCUGUUGAUCUGGGAUGGAAGCCUUAUAUUAAGUCGUGGCUUUUGAAAACCUCAAAAAUCAUAAGUCAGCGAGGAAUGGAGUGUCUUGGAUUAAUGAUUACAAAGAGUGUUACAGAAGGGCUGGAGUUUCUGAAGAGGCACAGGAAGUUUAUGCCGUACCCCAUACAGGAUGUGUCGGUCGUCAUGACGCUCUGCAGGAUUCUCGACGCUUUGUUUGAGUUCAUGCACAUAAAGAGGGGAGGGGCAAAAAGUGAUGAUGGAACGGAUGACACCUUCACUAGAGAGACAAAAGCUACGAGAGUCAAGUUCAAGAAUACAGAAAAGAGGGAUGAGAAUGCAUGGUACCUGGAGAAAAAUCCUGAAAAGUUAACAGUAAUGAUUCAGAAGAUCUUCGUGUUUGCAUUUACGUGGGCAUUUGGAGGGGUUUUAAAACGCGAAGACCAACAUGAAGAAGACUUGCUAUUUCGUUCAAGUUUUGAACCUGAUUCUCUUGCAGAAGUAACCUACAAUUUUGACAACCUUGUUCAUGAAUUAUUUGAAGAAGAGUCAGAAAGAGACGGAGGUAUCAACUUACCAGGUGGUGAACGGUCUAUAUUUGGGUAUUUUGUGGACUUACAGAAUUGUGAGUUUAUGCCUUGGUCAGAUUUAGUUCCUAGUGCUCAGACAAUAAUUCAGAGAGGGACAUCGUUACUGACUGACUUCCAGGGAUCGAGUGACAGUGUGCUGAGGAUGAAGGAGUGCGGGGAGCAUGUGAACUACAUUGCUACCCGGGACACCAUCUGCCUGUCUUUCCUCGUGAGCCUUCUCCUGAAGAAUUCCUGCCCCGUACUUCUCACAGGAGACACUGGUGUCGGGAAGACCACUACCAUCACGGAGAUGCUUGACAAGCUAGAGGGCCGAGGAACAUUCGAUAUAAAAUUCGGGUCAAUUUUAGGAAAAGUCCUGUUACAUAAUGAAAUUAAAAGAACAAGCCUAAGGCAGAAUAUCAACAUCUUGAUUGCUGAGACCUACAAAGCAGCACUCGGAGGUUUUGAUCAGAGUACAAGGAGAGUAGAGAUUAAGAAUGAUGAAACCCCAGUUAAAAAUGACAAAGGAAUUAUAGUCUCUACAAUAAACUUCACCACCAACAUGACAGCCACCAAAACCAAGGAGCUGAUUCUACGGAAGUUAGUCAGAAGGACCAAAGACAUACUUGGAGCCCCGAAAAACAACAGGAUUGUAGUAUAUAUUGAUGAUUUGAAUAUGCCGGUACCAGACACAAGUGGAGCACAGCCACCCCUGGAAUUGAUCAGACAGUUAUUAGAAAUGGGUGGGCUUUAUGAUACUGAAAGAAACACAUGGAAGACCAUUCAAGAUCUUGCUAUAAUUGCUUCCUGUGCACCUUCUGCCAGUGGGAACGAUGUCAGCCCUCGCCUCCUCAAGCACUUCUCUCUGCUAGUGCUGCCUCAUCCUCCACAGAGCGCCCUGUAUACUAUCUUCCGGGCUCACUUGGGAAUGUAUUUCUCCAUCCAUAACUUCGUAGCUGAGGUUCAGAGGUGUAGAGACCAGAUUGUGCUUUGCUCCCUGGCGAUAUACUAUCAAGUCUGCAAGAACAUGCUGCCAACGCCGACCAAAUGCCACUAUAUGUUUAACCCCCGAGACAUGUUCAAGCUUCUACUGGGGUUGAUGCAAGCAGACAAGAGUGUUAUCAACUCCAAAGAGAUGGCUGCUAAGCUCUUAGUCCAUGAAGCCAGCCGAGUGUUUCAUGAUCGUUUAGUGGAGUCCAGUGAAAAAAGUCUUUUCUACCAGCUUCUCUCAAAGGAACUCCAAAACCAUCUGCAGAUUGGAAUCGACGGAUGUGGAAAAGAAACUUACGCAACCUUAGCCUGCUAUGUGGCAGAACACAAACUCCACCGAGUGCCAAUAGCUCACAACUCUGCCAUCUUAGACUUCAGAGAAAUGUUUAAGAAGGUGUUUAUUCAAGCCGGCUUGGAAGGGACCCCCACUGUUGUCAUGGUCGACGACUUACAAGAAGAGCAAGCAUCAUUUCUGGAAGAUUUGAACUACAUUAUCAACGGAGGAAAGGUCGCUACUUUGUUUGAGAACGAGGAGCUGAAUUCUAUUGUUAUGAGAAUGAGAACCUUUGCUGAACAGUCUAAUUUCAUGGAUGACAGAAAAUAUCUACUCUCAUUGUUCCAGAAGAGAGUAUCUAAAAACCUGCACAUUUUCAUCAUCAUGAGCCCUGUAGGAUCUAACUUCCGCCAUAAAUGCAGGGUUUACCCCUCUAUGAUUACGGCCUGCACCAUCGACUGGUUCCAGAGGUGGCCCGAUGAGGCCCUCCUUCUUGUGGCCAACUCCUACCUAGGAGAAAAGUUGAAAGUGGAGAACAAGAUGAAUAUAGUAACACAGUUUGCCCCAGCGUGUGUUGAAAUCCACAAAAGCAUGAAAGAUUUGAGCACAAAAUUCUUUGAAGAUACUGGAAGACACUAUUAUGUCACUCCCAGUAGCUACUUGAAGUUUCUGGAGACGUUCAGCCACUUUCUGAGCAUCAGACAGGAGGCGAUGCAGACGAAAAGAAACCGUUUCUACAUGGGACUCUCCAAGAUCCUGGAAGCCACUGUGUUAGUCACGGACAUGCAGGAAGAGCUUUUGAUCAUUGGCCCUCAAAUAGAACAAAAAGCAAAGGAAAAAGAAAUCCUGAUGGAAAAGCUACGGAAAGAUUCACAAAUAGUUGAAAAAGUUCAGGUACUUGUGAAACAGGAUGAGGAGAUCGUGGCUGAAGAAGUAAGGAUUGUGGAAGACUAUGCUCAGAAAACCACCAAUGAGCUAAAAAGUGUGCUGCCCGCUUUAGAAAAGGCAAUUGUAGCUCUGAAUGCCCUGGAUAAAAGUGAUAUUUCUGAAUUAAGAGUGUAUGCACGCCCCCCCUUCCUUGUCCUGACGGUCAUGAAUGCUGUGUGUAUCCUUCUACAGAAGAAACCUAACUGGGCAACAGCUAAACUUCUGCUUUCCGAAACCAGCUUCCUAAAGAAACUGAUUAACCUGGACAAGGACAGCAUCCCUGAUAAGGUGUUCCUGAAGCUUAGGAAGAUCUUAAAUUUGCCUGAUUUCAAUCCCAAAAAGAUUGCUCUGGUUUCUGUGGCUUGUUGCUCCAUGUGUCAGUGGGUUAUAGCCUUGAAUGACUACCACGAAGUUCAGAAGGUGGUGGGCCCUAAGCAGGCACAAGUGGCUGAAGCUCAGAAUGUCCUUCGAAUCGCAAAGCAAAGGUUGUCUGAAAAACAAAGAGGUUUGCAACUGAUUGAAGAACAUUUACAUUUUUUACACACAUCCUACAAAGAUGUUGUUGCUGAGAAACAACAGCUGGCUUAUCGGAAGAAGCUGGCCACCAAGCGGCUGCAGUGCGCGUCCAUCCUGCUAACCGUCCUGGAAGACGAGAAGAUUCGAUGGCAAGAAACAGUCAAGGAAAUAGACCAGAAGCUGAAAGGCAUCUGCGGUGACAUACUUCUUUCCUCCGCGUCCAUUGCCUACAGCGGAGUCUUAACGCCAGAAUUCCGCCAGCCAGAGAUGCAGAAAUGGGAGGGCUUCUGCACGCAACACAAGAUUUCCUUGUCAUCCAAAUUUUCCUUAAUGGAAGUGAUGGCAGAAAAAAAUGAGAUCCGCCGAUGGCAUAAUCAAGGGCUGCCUCUCGGUCAGCACUCAACUGAAAAUGCCAUCUUGAUGAAAAGUACCCAGCAGUGGCCACUGGUGAUUGACCCACACAAACAAGCACUCCACUGGAUCCGUCAAAUGGAAGGGCCCCAGCUGCAAGAGAUUUCCGCGGAAGACAGCAGUUACCUCCAAAUGCUUAAAACCGCCAUGCAAGUGGGAGCCUGUGUCCUCUUGCAGAACGCCCCUGAGACAUUCCCUCCCAGCUUGAUGGCAAUUCUAAAGAAGGAUAUUUGCCAGAAAAGAGGGCAUUAUUACAUCAGAAUCGAUGAUGUUGAGAUUGAAUACAAUGAAAACUUCAGGCUGUACUUGUCUACAGAACUGGACAACCCCCACUUUCUUCCGUCAGCUUAUAACUUCGUUACUAUUAUCAACUUCACGGUAACAUUCCAGGGCUUGCAGGAUCAGCUCUUAUCGACAGUAGUAAGUCAUGAAGUUCCUCAUUUGGAAAACCAACGUGCCCAGUUAUUAGAGAGUAUUUCCCUUGAUGCUAUAACUCUGGAGGAACUGGAGGAUAAAACAUUGACCUUACUCCAGAAAACAGAAGGAAGUGUAUUAGAUGAUGAAGAAAUUGUAGAAACCCUAAGAAAAUCCAAAAUGACUUCAAAUGAAAUUUCCAAACGUAUCAAAGAAACAGAGAAAGCAGAACGUGAAAUUGGAGCGAUUCGCAAGAACUACCUCCCCAUAGCCACACGGGGCGCCCUGCUCUACUUCGUGCUGACCAGCCUCACGCAGGUGGAGCACAUGUACCAAUUCUCCCUGGAGUGGUUCCGGCAGGUUUUCGUUUUCUCUACAGUUUCCAAAACCAAAGAACAAAAGCCCGAUUGGCAAACGGACGAAACAGCUCAGGAAAAAGCCGAUGAGAUGAGUGUCUCGAAUCAGCAGAAUCUGGAAAAUCCCUUGACCAAGAAUACUAAACAUGCAAUCGACGUGCUGACAAGAAACGUGUUUAGGGUGGUCUCUUCAGCUCUAUUUAACGAGCAUAAACUCUGCUUCUCCUUCCGGCUUUGCACCACAAUCAUGAGAGAUAAUGCCAGCGACCGUCUGAUGGCCAGUAACAUAGGAUUUCUACCAGAAGAAGAAUGGAACAUCUUUUUAUAUUCUGACAUUUUGAUAAAUAUUAAAAAUAUGCUACUAUCCAAGCCUCGACUGAAUAGUAUAUUUGAAAUACGUAGAAAGGAGCAUCUUCAGUGGGUGUCGGACCUGAGAUGGAAGCAGUGUCAGUACAUCAGCGGCCAGAUGGAGCCCUUCUCCCUUCUCUGCAGAUCGCUCCUGUCGAAUAAGUGGCAGUGGAAUGCCUUCAGGGACACGAAGGCUGUGUACUCUCUAAUGUGCACACCCUUCUCCCCAGAAGAGGUUUCACCUCAGGAAAGUCACAGAUCACCAGAGGAGGCUGCACUUCUGAAUGAAAACGAUGAAAUGUUUAACCCUAUAAGUUUUCCUUGGGAAAAACUCACUCCGUUUCAAAGACUUAUUUUGAUUAAAGUUCUUCGGCCGGAUCGUUUAGAGAAUUCAGUAAGAAAGUUUGUAACUGAAAAAAUGGGAAGUGAAUACAUCCAUGAGACUACAGUUCAUCUGAAAGAAUCGUACAAAGAGUCCACUGCUCAAACACCGCUGAUCCUCAUUCACACCUAUGGGAUUGACCUCAACAACAUCCUCCUGAGAUUCGCACAAGAGUUAAAAGGAACAACCCCACAGGUGACGAUGAUUUCCCUGGGCCGAGGCCAGGCAGCCAAGGCGGAGGAGCUCAUCUUUAAGGCCGUGGGCAGAAAGAAUCAGUGGGUCUUCCUCCAGAACUGCCACCUCGCAGCAUCCUUCAUGCCAAGGCUCUGCGCUAUCAUAGAGUCAUUUAGUAAUCCAGAUAUGACGUUAGACCCUGACUUCAGGCUUUGGUUGAGCUCAAAAUCAUAUGGUUCUUUCCCAAUUCCUAUUCUUCAGAAGGGCGUGAAGAUUGCUGUGGAGCCUCCCCAGGGAUUGAAAAGCAAUUUACUUCAAAUGUUUGGAUAUGGCGGGAGCGGAGAAGUAACAGAAGAGAUAUUUGACAAAAAUGACUGUGGACCAUGGUGGAAAAAGAUUCUAUUCAGCCUCUGUUUUUUCAAUGCUGUGAUCAACGAGAGGAGAGUGUAUGGAACACUAGGCUGGAACGCCCCUUACAAAUUCAGUUCUUCAGACUUAGAGGUUUCCAUUAAGAUACUGGGAAAUGUCCUCCCUGGCCGGUCAGAAAUUCCAUGGAAGGAGCUCAACUACCUGAUUGCAGAAGUGACCUAUGGUGGUCACGUCACUGAUAAAUGGGACAAGCGAUGCCUGAAGACCCUCUUCAACAAGUUCUGCAGCCCUGAAGUGCUGAAGGCUGACUUCAGUUUCUCUAGCGAUGAGCCAGUGCCCAGCUCUGCAAGCUUACAGGACUGCAUACACAUUAUCCAGUCCUUGCCUGAUGACGACUCUCCUGAAAUCUUGGGGAUACACCCCGAAGCCACACACACCUGCAGCGAGAUCAAGUGUCAGAAGUUCAUUGAAAAUCUCAUCACCAUGCAGCCAAAAGCUGCUCCUGUCAACCUCAUGAUCAAUCCCGAGCAGAGCAAUGACGACCUGGUGAUGGAGAUCCUAUCUGACAUCCUGGUUCAGCUGCCCCUGACAGUGGAGAACGAGGAAGCCUCAGGGCCUGAGAGUCAGAGCACAUUCAAGUUCAUCUUGUCAAGUUCAAUGUGGGAGAAACUUCAGAGCAAUGUUGAAGGCCAUGAUCCCCUCAUCCACUGCGUCCUGAUAACCUUUCUGAGCCAAGAAAUAGAGCGUUUCAAUAAGUUAUUAUCUGUCAUACAUAAAUCCUUAAAGGAUCUUCAACUUGCCAUAAAAGGAGAGAUCAUCCUCACUCAGGAUCUGGAGGAGAUCUACGACUCUUUCCUUAGAGUCAAGGUGCCCAAGCUGUGGCAGAAGAACGCCUACAGGUCCUGCAAGCCCCUGAGCUUCUGGGUGAGCGACCUCAUCCAGCGGGUGAACUUCUUCAAUACCUGGGCCAAAGUGGCCUACACUGCCAUCCACCACCGGUAUAUGACAUUUGUCGCGACCUGGAAACAGUCUUCUACACCAGCCAACCAGAAAUUCAGACAUCCCACUGACUCUGCUAGCCAUUUCGUUGAAGGCUUCCCUGCAAGAUACUGGCUCCCCGCUUUCUUCUCUCCACAUGCCUUUCUUACUGCUGUGCUUCAAGACUAUGGAAGGGCCCAGGGAAUCUCCAUGGACAUGCUGACUUUCUCUCACAAAGUGAUUCAUACAGCCAGCACUACGCAGGAGGAUGAAUUUUCUAAACUGCUCCAGAAGAGGCUCAACAUAGUCAGGAGAGCCUUCCAGGCCCAAGACCACUCUCCCAGUGGAGUGUGUGUUUUCGGUUUGUUCAUUGAGGGGGCACGGUGGGACCCUGAACAGGAAGUGCUGGAAGACUCGCUACCCGCUGACCUACGCUGUGAAUUCCCUGACAUCUGCUUUUUGCCAACCGAGAUUGAAGCAUCCCAAGCUUCUGACUACACAGACUCAGAACUCCAUACUUUUGAAUGUCCAGUUUUCCAAACACCUGAGAGGUCAAGAAACACUACUGGUUCACCAAACUUAUUAACAUCCGUGCAUUUACCAACGAAGAAGCCUCCCAGUCACUGGAUCACCAUGCAGGUUGCACUGCUGUGUGAAAAGAAUGAAUGA
Molecule: messenger RNA, 13284 nt
Organism: Microtus ochrogaster (prairie vole)
Lineage: Eukaryota; Metazoa; Chordata; Mammalia; Rodentia; Cricetidae
Gene: Dnah14
Product: dynein axonemal heavy chain 14
Exons: 81
Coding region: 1-13284 (4427 amino acids)
Biological process (GO): microtubule-based movement
Cellular component (GO): dynein complex
Molecular function (GO): dynein intermediate chain binding; ATP binding; ATP hydrolysis activity
Source: RefSeq, a predicted model, not a curated record